Molecule: messenger RNA, 6977 nt
Organism: Dermatophagoides farinae (American house dust mite)
Lineage: Eukaryota; Metazoa; Arthropoda; Arachnida; Sarcoptiformes; Pyroglyphidae
Product: fatty acid synthase-like
Biological process (GO): fatty acid biosynthetic process
Molecular function (GO): fatty acid synthase activity; oxidoreductase activity; 3-oxoacyl-[acyl-carrier-protein] synthase activity
Source: RefSeq, a predicted model, not a curated record
UGCUCUCAUCAAGUGGUGUUGUGCAUCGUCUAUCCGAUGAUAAAUUAAUUUUUUGAAUCUAAACGUAAAACUAUAAAAUUUAUAGCGAACUAUAAUAUUCGCUUGUGUGGAUUUUAAAGAAUUUAUAAAUUUUAUCAUCAUUCGAAAAAAAAUAUCAAAAUCAUGGAAAAUCAUCAAACGGCUGUAAGAAAACUGCUCCCUUGGAAUGUUAUUGAUGAUGAGAUCGUUAUCAGUGGAAUUGGUGGUCGUUAUCCGGAAUCGAAUUCAUUGGAUGAAUUUCGUGAUAACUUGUACAACAAUGUAGAUAUGAUCACUUCGGAUGAUCGUCGUUGGCCAACAGAUCUUUAUGGAAUCACCAAUCGAAUGGGAAAACUCAAAGAGAUUGAUAAGUUUGAUGCUUCAUUUUUUGGCAUCAUACCAAAAGUGGCCGAUGAAGUAGAUCCUCAAGGCAGAAUUCUUCUGGAAACAACAUGGGAAGCAAUCGUCGAUGCUGGAAUUAAUCCUCAAACAUUAAGAGGAAGUAACACUGGUGUUUAUGUUGGAUAUACAUCAGUCGCUAUGCCAGAUGGAGUACCGCAAGAAGUUCAAGACGAUAUUCAAGCUUCCAAAGUAGAAUCACUACUAUGGUUUCAAGGUGGAUCAAAAGCAUUCUAUGCGAAUCGAGUUUCAUUUCUUUAUGAUUUCCAUGGCCCUUCAAUGUCAAUCGAUAUCGCCUGUGCAUCAUCAAUGGUUUGUCUUGACAUUGCCGUUACAGAUCUACGAUUAGGAAAAUGUGAUCAAGCAAUUGUGGCAGGUGUCAGUAUCAAUCUUCAGCCAUUUACAAAUCAUAUUUAUAAAGUUAAUAACAUUGCUGCACCUGAUGGUCGAUCCAAAGUUUGGGAUCAAGAAGCGAAUGGUUAUGUUCGUGGUGAAACUGUGUGCAGUUUAUUUCUACAGAAAAAAUCUGAUUCCAAACGAAUUUAUGCUACAAUUCUUCAUGCUAAAACCAAUAUCGAUGGCUAUAAACUUACUGGAAUGUUUUUUCCUUCAACUGAAAGCCAAUAUGAUCUCAUGGUGGCUACUUAUUCUGAGGCUGGUAUCGAUCCAUUGGAAGUAAAUUAUUUUGAAAGUCAUGGUACUGGUACAAAAGCUGGAGAUCCACAAGAAGCAAAAGCUAUUUUGGAAGCAUAUUGCAAAAAUCGAAAAGGCAAACUACCGAUUGGUCUGCUAAAAAGCAACAUUGGUCAUGGUGAAGGUGCGUCAGGUGUAGCAUCACUAUCCAAACUAUGCAUUGUUUAUGAGAACAAAAAAAUUCCUGCCAAUCUUAACUUGAAAAAAAUUAAGACCGACAUAGCUGUAAUGGUUCCACCACUUGAUCCAGUCACUGCGAAUAGAGAUUAUGAGCCGGGAAUUGUGGGAAUUAAUUCAUUUGGAAUCGGUGGUGUCAAUGCUCAUGCUUUAACAAGACCGAAUAAGAAAGAAUGUAAUGAAGAAAGUUAUCAGAUUGUUAGAAAUGUUCCUCGACUCGUCAACAUCAAUGGACGUACUGAAGAAGCAAUUAAUCACAUAUUUGAUUUCAUCGAAAACAACCCGAAUCGUGUUACACAAGAAUUUCUUACUCUUCUAGGUGAAACGGUAAAUUAUGAACCAAGUAUUUAUUCAGCUGGUUUUCCUUAUCGAGGUUCAAUGUUGAUCAAAAAAUCUUCUACCGAUUCAUAUCAAUAUAACAGAAAAAUUUCCAAAGUUGAAAACGUCAAACGUCCAAUUUGUUUUUUCUUCCCCGGUGUGGGAAGUCAAUGGUCUGGUAUGGCUAAAGCUAUGAUGAACAUUGAUAUAUUCGCCGCUGCUAUUAAGCAAUGUGCAGAUAUUCUAAAACCAUUUCAACUUGAUUUGAAUUACAUUUUAUUAUCAGAAGAUCCGAAAGCUAUGGAAGAUAAAGUUCAUAAUUUUGUGGCCAUUUUAUCAGUACAAAUCGCUUUGGUUGAUUUAUUCAAAGCCCUAGGUGUUCAACCCGAUUGCAUAGUGGGCCAUUCAUUCGGCGAAAUUGCUUGUGCAUAUGCUGAUGGAUGUUUGACUUUGGAACAGGCAAUCAUAACAUCUUUCUGGCGUGGUAAAGCUGUUAAAGAUUCUAAUAUUGAACAUGGUAUGAUGGCCGCUGUUGGACUUACUUGGGAAGAAACAGUUAAAAGAUGUCCACCCGGUGUUUAUGCUGCUUGCCAUAAUUCAGAAGAUUCAGUUACUAUUUCUGGAAGUUAUGAAGCUGUUGAUUCGUGUGUUAAAGCUAUGAUCAGAGAGAAAAUUUUUGUCAAAGAAGUUCAAUGCUCCAACAUUCCUUUCCAUUCACCAUUCUUGACACCAGCCGGCGAACCAAUGAUGGAAGCUCUCAAAAAAAUCAUUACUGAACCAAAAUAUCGAAGCGAAAAAUGGAUUUCAACUUCUAUACCCGAAAAUGAAUGGUCUUCAGAUAAAGCUAGAAAAGCUUCACCCGAAUAUUUUGUAAAUAAUUUAAUUAAUCCAGUCCUGUUGCAUGAUGCUACUAAACAUAUUCCGAAGAAUGCAAUCAUCAUUGAAGUUGCAGCGCAUACAUUAUUCUCUGCUAUAUUCAAACGAAGCAUGCCGAAUUCCGAUUAUGUUGGAUUAAUGAGACGUGGAAAUAAUGCAGGAAAUCUUGAUUUUUAUUUCAAUUCACUUGGUCAGCUCUACCAAUUCGGUGUGAAUCUUACAAUCAAAGCAUUGUACCCUCAAAUCGAAUGGCCUGUUCCACGAAAUACACAAUCGAUUGGCUCAUUGAUUCGUUGGGAACAUAGUAAAUCAUUCCUAGUGAAAAAAUAUCCUGAAUAUCAUUCUCAAGCAACUGCUUCUGACUUUGUUUCAAAGUUUUCAUUAUCAAAUCCGGAUGAUCAAUUUUUGAAAGAUCAUGCCUUCGAUGGAAAAUGUGUUCUGCCAGCAACCAGUUAUUUACUAAUGGCAUGGCGACGUUUGGGAGUAUCUUUGGGUCAACCUUGGUUCUCAUUUCCAGUAAUAUUCGAAAAUGUUGAAUUCAAACGAUUAGUUCCAUUAUCCGAAGAUGAAAUGGCACUUAAAGUUCGUUUUUUGGAUCCAACUGGAGAAUUCGUUAUACUUGAUGGAAACAAUAUAGCCGCUUCAGGGAGAAUUCGUCGACCCGACCAGAUUGAAUUCCAAUAUCAGAAUUUAAUUGACAAUUUUGAAAAAGAAAAUUCUUCUCUAUCGGGACACAAGUUGAAUACUAAUGAAUUUUAUACCGAAAUGAAUGUUCGAGGUUAUGAUUAUGGGCCCAAAUUCAAACAAAUUCAGGAAAUUGAAUUCGCCAGUUUUAAUAGAUCCCGUGCAAUGGUUCGAUGGUCGAAUAAUAUUAUCACAUUUGUUGAAUCAAUGAUUCAACUUAGUGUCGCACAUACUGAUCAACGGUUUAUUUAUGUAGCUUCUGUUUUGCCAUCAUUUAAAUGUGAUCCAAGAGGGUUUUGUGAUUUACCACAAGAAGAUUUACCUGUAAUCAUUGAUGCUAAUCUUAAAUAUGUUGCCAGUCGUGGUAUCGAAAUGCGUGGAUUGAAGUUUGUUCAUAUUCCAUUGAAAAAUGUUAUGCGUAAUGUAAAACUAGAAAAAUAUAAAUUCAUUCCGUUUCAUGAGCAAAAAGCAAUCGAAAUUGUUGACUAUAAUGAACUUGAACAAUAUAUUGAAGAUUGCAACACAAUCGCUCUAUCUAUCGUUUUGGCUGGAAACAAAUCAUCAACACAACAAUUUAUUAAUAAAAAUGUGACUCGCAUUCUUAAUCAAAAAUUAUCAUCAGAACAAGUAUUGCUCAAUAUUCUUGUGGACUGUUUCAAAUACAUCGUCGAUGAAAAUGGCAACAUCAUUGGUGAUGGAAUUUUGAAUUGGCCUACUGUGCAGAAAAUUGUUGCCGAUAAUGGCUAUGAUCUUUCACAAGAUUGUCUCAAUACAUGUCAUAAAAAUGGUCGCUUAAUUAGAUCAUCACUAGAUAUCAUCAAUGAAAACAGUCUUCGCAAUUUGACAGUGGUUGAAGCUAAUUAUAAUCAACAGAUUUUGAUCGAUGAUUUGAUGCGUCAUAUGAAUGGUCUUCAUUAUCCUCUUGUUGUAGAUUCACUUUUAUUAGCAAAAAAUAUUUCCAAUUUAUCUGACGAAAUUCAAAAUUCGGCUCAUAAACUCGUUAAUUGGAGCGAAGAAUCAAAAUUACCAGCAAUUGAAGCACCAGCUGAUCUAUUUAUUUUCAGAGAUUCUUUUGAUCUUGAUAAUCUUGAUUUUAAAAUUUUCGCUAAAGAAAUUUCAUCUAGCGUUAAAGAAAAUGGUUUCUUGUUUGCUGUGUUUCGUUCAAAUAUUUCGAAAGCUGAACAAAUGGUUCACAAUUUUUUCGGAAAAUCGAUAAAUACUAUUAAUCUAAACCAAAGAAUUGAACAAUUUGAAAAUGGUGCCAAAGCAGCCGGUUUUAAUUUAAUAUCAAAGAAAAGUGAUUGUAUCACAUCAACAUGUCUAUUAUUCCGCAAACAAGUUGAAAGCUUAGAUCCAACUAAACAGAUUACCGUGCCCGUUUAUUUUGGCCGUUUUGAUGAAUGGGUUGAUAAAUUAAAGAAUUCAUUCACUUCGUACAAGAAUCGCCCUAAAAAUGAAAAUAUCUGGAUGGUUUCAGAUGAUAGCACUCUCAACGGAAUUCUUGGUAUGACAAAUUGUCUUCGUCAAGAGCCUGGAGGUGAUCGGUUCCGUUGCAUUUACAGUGAUACAGAAUUGCCAAAACCAAUCGAUUUCAAUCAAGCACCUUAUAAUGAAAUCUUGAAAAAAGAUUUGUCUAUGAAUGUAUUCAAAGAUGGUCAAUGGGGUACUUAUCGAUUAUUAGAUUUGGAACGUAAUUAUAAUACUGUCGAAAGUAAUGAAGUUUAUUUGGAUAUCGUCAAAAAAGGAGACAUGUCCAGCAUAAAGUGGCUUGUUUCACCUAUGAUCAAACAUAUCAAUCAUAAUGAUGUGAACGUUCAAAUUCAUUAUGCUGGAUUAGAUCUAAAAGAUUCGCUUCUCAGUUCUGGUUCAAUGGGUAUAGAAUUCAUAGAACGAUCAUUAGGCACAGAGUUUUCUGGCUAUCGAACCGAUACAGGUGAAUGUGUCAUGGGAAUAGCAUUUCAUCGAGCUAUAUCAACUUCGAUUGAUAUUGAUCCUCAAUUAUUGAUACCAAUUCCAGACAAAUGGAAACUUGAAGAUGGCGCUGCUUCAAUUAAUUCUUUAUUCAUUGUUUGGUGUAGCUUGAUUCAUAAAGCUCAUCUUCAACCCGGCGAAACGAUUCUCAUUCAUCCGGGUACCAGCGCAAUUGGUCUAACGACUCUUCAAAUUGCCAAUCAAAUGGAUUGUACUAUUAUCGCUACGGCAAACACCGAACGAAAACGACGAUAUUUAAUGGAAAAUUUCGACAUACCCGAGAAAAAUAUUUUAAAUCCUGAAGAUUCCGAUUUCAUAGAUCAGGUUCUGGUUGCCACAUCCUACACAGGUGUUGAUGUUGUAUUCAAUUCAUUUUCGAACCAAAAAUUACACAACUUAUCGCCCAUCGUUCGAGAUUAUGGACGUUACAUUGAUAUUGAUCAACCGAAAUCCACUUUUAACAGUCCAUUAUCAAGCAAUGCACAUUAUUUGAACAUAUCUUCUCUCAUAUGUGAAAAAUCAUUCCGUAACUUUAUGCCUAGAUUAAUGAAGAAUUUUAGAAUCUGGUUUGACCAAUACGUUAAAAAAUGUUUUGAUCCGAUUCCACAAACUAUAUUUGAUAAGGAUUCAUUCAAUCAAGCAUUUGAGGUUUUGAAUCGAGAAGAAAAUAUUGGAAAAGUACUGAUUCGUAUUCGUGAUCAGGUAAGUAUUGUGACACCAUCAUCAUCAUCGUUCAAGAUUCAAGCCAAACCAAAAACACUGUUUGAUUCGAAUAAAUGUUAUGUACUUGUCGGUGGUCUUGGUGGCCUCGGAUUGGAAGUUGCCUAUUGGAUGGCCAUUAGAGGAGCCCGAAAGUUGGUUCUUGUCUCAAGGAGUGGUAUCAAAAACGAAUAUCAAUAUGUUUUUGUGAAGCGAAUCGAAAAUGCUGUUAAAAAUUGUGAAACUGUUAAAGUAGAAAUUUCAACAUCCGAUCCAACAUCAAUGAAAGGCGCGGAACAAUUAAUAAUGGACUCGGAAAAAAUUGGACCCAUCGGUGGUUUAUUUCAUUUUGCAACAGUUUUAAGUGAUGCAUUCAUUGAAGAUCAAACUCCUGGUUCAUUUAAAAAAGUUUGCGCUCCAAAAAUGAAUGCUCUUGGUCAUUUGGAUGUCGUAACGCGCAAAAUGUGUCCAGAACUUGAUUAUUUUGUCGCCUUUUCAUCACAAAGUUCGGCUCGUGGUUUUCUUGGACAAAACAAUUAUGGCUAUGCUAAUUCAGUUAUGGAACAUAUUUGUGAAAAACGUCGCCGUGAUGGAUUACCUGGACAAGCUAUCGCAUAUGGUCCAAUUGGCGAUGUCGGCUUAUGGGCUCAAAAUGAACAUGUAGAUUUGACCAGCAUCGGUAUGGUAAUCGAUACACAACGCAUUCCAAGUUGUAUGGAAGUAUUGGAUCGAUUUUUAGUUCUUGAUUAUCCUAUUGUUACCUCUAUCAUUCGUUUGGAAACCACACAGCAAGCUGGUAAUAAUUCCAAUGCUAAAGAUCAUAUCUGGCAAGGAAUCGGUAUCGAUAUGGAUUCAUUACCAGAUAAUUUAUCAUUGGGUGAUGUGGGCAUGGAAUCUAUAUUGGCAGUUGAAAUGCAACAACGUAUCGAACGAGAAUAUGAAGUGGUAUUGACUUCGGAUGAAAUUAAAAAAUUAACCGUUGGUAUGAUCAAAGAAUAUAGAAAAGCUGAUAAAGAAACAAUCAGAAAAUCAUUGACAGAAUUUCAUAAUUCAAAAUAAUAACACACGACACAUUUUUCAUUGUAUUAGUAAUAUGAUAGACUUUUAAUAGAGAAUAAUUAAAACAAUUCAAUUCAUUUGUA